Molecule: messenger RNA, 3021 nt
Organism: Zalophus californianus (California sea lion)
Lineage: Eukaryota; Metazoa; Chordata; Mammalia; Carnivora; Otariidae
Product: probable low-specificity L-threonine aldolase 2
Exons: 7
Coding region: 1337-2512 (391 amino acids)
Biological process (GO): glycine biosynthetic process; L-threonine catabolic process
Cellular component (GO): cytosol
Molecular function (GO): L-allo-threonine aldolase activity
Source: RefSeq, a predicted model, not a curated record
GGCACAUGGCAGACCUCUGACCCAGCUGGGACCAGUCACAUGGCAGACCUCUGAUGAAGGUGUGAGUGCCCUCUUUCACGAGGGGUCCCCUGACCAGAGCUGUGGGCACCUCUUCUGGGGAACUUGGGCCCCUCUGGGACCAACCUCCUCCCAUGGGGGACAGACAUCUGUGGCCAUAUUCCAGGGAGGGGAGCAGCCGAGUGGGGCUGGGCACUCAGAGGGAGCCCUGUCCUCCCUGUGUGAGGGAAGGUCACGCUGCAGAAGAGCUGAGUCACGGUGCUCCUCGCGGCGGCAUCAAGCCCCAGGGCCCUGGGCUGUGACCAGUAAGGAUGGUCAUAGCAGCCGCAGUAAGAAAGGGAACACUCAUAUGUGGCACUUACCCCGGCCAGGCACCAGGGUCAGCACUAAGCACGCUAAGUCAUGGAAUCCUCAAAACAGCCCAUUCUGGAGUUAGGGAGACUGAGGCAUAGAGAGGUUAAAAGGCUCAUCCAAAGCCACACGCCUGGUAAGUGAGGACCUGAGUCAGUCGGUGCCCUUCACGCCUCAACCCUGCACUGCACCUCAGCUGAAGGCAGACCACCUCUCCAGAGCAGGGGUCCGGACGAGGGGCUCUCUGUGCACCGCUGGAAUUCUGCCUCCCGUAUGACCCAUGAAGUCGGAGGCCCAGACCCGUUGCGCCGUCUCUGUCCCCCCUUGCCUGGCACCUUGGCAACGCCCGGCACACAGGAGGUACUCAACAGGUCUGUACUGGAAAAACAGUCAACGACGGGACGCUACUUCUUUAGGGGCGACGUAACACAGUGGUUCAGAGCUGGACCCUGGAGACAGCCGGCCUGGCCACUGCCUCGCCAAGUGACCGGAGGCGUUAGCUUGUGCGCGGCUCAGUUUCCCCAUCUGUGAAACGGGAAUGCUACUGGUACUCGUCUCCUAGAGCUGCCGGGAGGCUUAACUGAGCCAAUAUUUGUAGGGUGCCCGAGCUAGAGCCUGGCACACGGCAGGAGUCACAUGAGCGUCCGCUCGAUAACGUUCGUCCGGCCCCGGUUGCUUCGUCGGAGAGCAAUACUCUCGCUCUCCCACAUGUCCCCAUCGCUCCGUGCCCGCCGCCCUGAAGCCCGAACUACAACUCCCAGCACGCCUCGGGGCCCUCCUGCCCGAGCUCGCGCGGUGCCCGCCGGGACGAAGUCCGAACUACAACUCCCAGCAUGCCGCGGGCACCCCCGCAGGCCCAGGUCCGCCGCUGCGGUCGAAGUCCGUGAAGCCCCGCCGUGCCAACCUCGUCGCUCCCGGUCGCCCUCGCUGGGAAGGGUCGGGGUGGGGGUCGGGAACCGCCCCCGCCAUGCUCCGUGGACUGGCGCGGGCCGCGGCCCGGCGGCCCGGGGCCCUCUGGACUCGGGGGUCUGGGAACAGGACGGGGGUCCCGGCGCACGUGGUGGACCUGCGCAGCGACACGGUGACCAAGCCCGGGCCGGCCAUGAGGCGCGCCAUGGCCGAGGCGGUCGUGGGGGACGACGACUACGGCGAGGACCCCACCGUCCGCGAGCUGCAGGAAAAGGCCGCCAAGCUGCUGGGGGUAGACCGGACCUUGUUUGUGCCCACCAACACCAUGGCCAACCUCAUCUCUGUGAUGUGUCACUGCCAGCGCAGGGGCUCCCAGCUCCUCCUCGGGCAGGAGUGCCACCUCCACGUCUACGAGCAGGGCGGGGUGGCUCAGAUCGCUGGGGUGCACUCCCACCCCCUCCCAGACCUGCCCCAUGGCACCUUGGACCUGGCUGAGCUGGAGAGGGUGGUCACACGGGGCCUCGGGAGCCCCUACCACCCGGUGUGUGAGCUCAUUUGCCUGGAGAACACCCACAGCAGCUCGGGGGGCCGGGUCCUCCCCAUUGACUACCUACGCCAGGUGCGCCUCCUGGCGCAGAGCUACGGGGUCCGGGUCCACCUGGAUGGGGCCCGGCUGAUGAACGCUGCAGUAGCUCUGCACAUGCCCCCCGCCCGCAUCGUGGAGCACUGUGACUCUGUGUCUCUCUGUUUCUCCAAGGGCCUCGGUGCACCAGUGGGGGCCUUGGUCGGGGGGCCCAAGGACUUCAUCGAAGAAGCCUGGCGCCUCCGGAAAGCCCUGGGCGGGGGGAUGCGCCAGGCCGGGGUGCUGGCUGCCGCUGCCCUCGUAGGACUGGCGGACUUCGAGGAGGUGCUGCCGACGGACCACAAGAACGCUCAGAGAUUCGCCAAAGGGCUCCAGGAGCUGGCGUCCCCCAUCUGCUCCGUGGACCUCGCCGCCGUGGAGACGAACAUGGUGAUGGUGAGGGUGCACGGGCCACCGCCCGAGGAGCUCUGCCGGCGUCUGCAGGCCGUGAGCGCGGACGAGGUGGCCCAGACCGGCCGCGCGGUGCAUGUGCUGCUGUUCCCCUGGACCGAGCGGUCGGUGCGCGCCGUGUGGCACCGCGACGUCUCCGCACAGGACACCGAGCUGGUGCUGAAGAAGUGGGGGUUCGUGCUGAGGCAGCUGGGGCCCUGAGGACGGGGUGACCGGACCCUGUGCCCCGGCUGGGAUCCGGGUGGGGAGAGGAGGUGUCCUGAGGGAGCAGGUGGAGGAGAGGCAACGAAACAACACCCCGUUACCCCCGUGUCUCCUCGGACCCCCGACUUCCCACACUCAGGGUGAAGCCUUCCACCUGCGUUCAUUCAGCAAGCCCUCGGUGCCUCCCGUGUCCCGGACAGGGUGCCCCGAGGGCAGACAGGGGGGACCCCAUCCCAGCCCCUCACCAAAGCCCAGGAAGCAGCCAGGGCAGGGCUUCUGCUCCCAGCUCACAGAAAAGGAACCUGCCCCGAGCCAUUUGCUCGGAGUCCCGCAGCUGAUGAGCGUGUCCCGUGCUCGGGCUGGGGGGCACUGGAGCAAGGGCGACAGGAGAUUAGGAAGGGACAGGAGGGCUGGAUGGCAGGGAGCCCUAGCUGCUGUGUUGGGGGCUGGGCUUUAUCCUGUGGUCAUCUACAUAUUUUUUCCUUUUUCAAAAAUAAAUUUUCCUG